AUGAAGUUGUUGGCUGUUCUUUUUGCCGUUUUGGCCGUUGUCCUGAUGACUGCCGCUCCAGUUUUUGGUAAUGUCCCACAGUGCGAACCCACCGCCGACGCCGCCCAAGGAGGUAGCUAUCCAAUCACGGAGCUGAUGCGAAACGGCAAACCUGUUCAUUACAACAUUGGAAGAAGAGGUUAACUGAUCAUGAAAAGAAUACAAUUGACAUCAAGUGGUAAUAAAGCAGCGCAUUUUAGAAAAGAUUUGUU
Drosophila melanogaster (fruit fly) is the source of this 251-nucleotide messenger RNA. RefSeq lists its product as uncharacterized. The record is from RefSeq and is marked reviewed. Bases 1 to 183 code for a protein of 60 amino acids. The transcript has 2 exons. Lineage: Eukaryota; Metazoa; Arthropoda; Insecta; Diptera; Drosophilidae.